GCACAUUGUAAGUGUGAAUGGUUACCACAGUACCACAAUAACGUAAUCACAAGUGACUAGCUGUUUAACCACAUUACAUAUUGUGCUCUCCGUAACAACACGUCGAUUGCGCUGAUAACAAUCAAAGAAAAAUAAGUGGCUUCACUAUUUAAAUAUGUCUUUAAAUGGAGUGGCCGUGGAAAAUGGCGUGAAGCACAAUGGUGAGAAAAAUGGAAUCUACCAGGACAGUUCAAAUCAUCAGCCACAUCGAACGACUUACGAAGAGGAAUUUACCCAAAAUUACCCGGAGGUCGACAAUUUGGAUGGUGUUAGGUAUCCGGAUGGCUCGGUGCGUCUCCGGAAUCCGAAUAUUGAACUCAUGGAUCAAGACAUAUUGUACCACCUGGCGUUGGGAAGUGGCUCCCAUGACUUGGUCGAGAUGUUUGGGGAUGUUAAGUUUGUCUGCAUGGGCGGAACUCCCAAACGAAUGGAGCAGUUUGCCUACAACAUAAUGGCAGAAAUUGGCCACAAAUUGCCAUGCGGGACUACGCUGCAGGACAUCAGUCAUUUUUCCUACCGCUACUCUAUGUAUAAAGUUGGACCUGUGCUGUCUAUAAGUCAUGGUAUGGGAAUUCCAUCAGUGGGCAUUCUACUCCACGAAGUCAUAAAGCUUAUGUACCACGCUAAAGUUCGGGACCCCGUGUUCUUCAGGAUAGGGACUUGUGGCGGUAUCGGUCAUGAGGGUGGUACAGUGAUCAUUUCAGAGGAAGUCGUCGAUGGAGCACUUCGUAAUGUCCUUGAAUUGACAGUUCUUGGAAAGACGCUUCAAAGACCAGCAAAAUUGGAUAGAAGGCUUGCACGAGAACUCAAGGCUAUGGGAGAUCCGGAGGAUCCUUAUGACACAGUGACAGGCAAAACUAUGUGCACUUACGAUUUUUAUGAAGGUCAAGGUCGUCUAGACGGUGCAUUCUGCGACUUCACAGAAAAUGAUAAAAUGGAAUAUUUGGAGAGUAUUCAUAAAUCGGGUGUGGUGAAUAUAGAAAUGGAGUCGUUGGCUUUCGCAGCACUUACUCAUCAUGCUGGUAUUAAGGCGGCUGUCAUCUGCGUCACCCUAUUGGACAGAUUGAAAGGAGAUCAGGUUCUAGCUCCAAAGGAAGUCUUGGAUGAGUGGCAGCAACGUCCGACAAAACUUGUUUCUCGCCACAUUAAAAGAUACCUACAGAUGAAAGGACGUCUGUCCUUAGACGGACAUGGUUCUAUCGCUGUAAAGAGUCCACGUAGAUUCAAGCUGGUCCAGCAAGAGUCUGAAACCUACGACUAAAAUAUCAUAAUUGCGUGACGAAUGUGGAUUUUCAGAGAGAUUUCCGUUGAAAGUAUUGCGUAGUUCGAAUGAUACAUUUUAUCAAAUUACUGAAUAAUUGUUUGCAUUGGUCCUAAAAAAAACUCAAAUAGCUAAACGUAAUCAUGUGUAAAAUUAGUCAAUUUAAUUCAAAAGUAAAUCGUACAAAACCAUCAAAAUUGAAUUCACACAAUAAUUACUGCCACAAAUAUUUAAAUAUUUCUCGUUGACGCGUAUGUUGCCAUGUCAAUAAUUAUAUCACUGUUAGCAUUAAGUAUAAUUAUUGGUAUAGUUUAUUUUACAGUUCGAUAUCAGAGGAUAAAAAUAAUAGAUUUUGAUGCAAUGAAUAAUUUGUUUGCAUCCUUUUUUAUACCAUACACGGUUGUAACCCAAUGUGUUUUACAUUUUGAGGACAAUUAUUUAGUUAAGUGCCAAUACAUAUCUGUAUUUCUAAAAUGUAUACUUAACCUAGUUUUCAUUAUUUUCUAUGAAUUUUAAAGCUGGAACUUUAUAAUAUUUUACUUAUUUUUUACACCUUCUACUAACUUUAUAAAUAAUCCAUUUCUAAUACGAAAAAUGAUUACUAUUUUGCAGAAUUUAAAAAAUGUUUAGAUAAAAACUUUGUUAGUGUUUUUAAAGUACUUAAAAUGGAUAGAAGAGUUUGCGGUAGCGUAUAGACAAGUUUAAAUAAAAUAUUGUUUCGUUUAAUAAUGUUGAGUAAAGAACUAAUUAUUUAAAAAUGCAUCCAGCGUUGACCUUGUAUUGUGAUUGAAAGUAUAAGUCUACGUAAAAUUAAUAUCUUAUUAAAAUGCGGUUCAACAAAUACUUGAAAAAUUGACAUUUUUUCAUGAUUUUUGUGUUUUAUAUCUAAUGCAAUGGCUAUUGUUAAUGUAUGUCUGAGACGUUUUUCAAAAUGUAAGGAUAAAAAUGUAUGAUUAGUAGUUUGCCUAAGUAAGUUCCUAAGUGUUAAGAUUUCUGUUGAAAAGCUACUCCUAAGAUUUUUGACUCAGCACUCUAUUUAAUUUUAUAAUAGGUUUAUUACUGUAGAACGAAGGAACAAUAACUUAUCAUAGUUUAGUAUCGACUGAGGUCGGUGUGUUUUAAAAUGUUUUAACUUUAAAUGUGCUUCCACGGAAUAUUGUAUUUUAUUGUUAAUUGUUCAUGCACAAACUGUUGUCGAUGCUUACGGUGUUGAUAUCUUUUAUAGAAUCUCGACACGUUUAUAGUAAUAUUAUAUAGUAAGUAAAACGAUAGUUAUCGGAAAACAAAUAAAGAUCGCUUGCCAUCGAUUAAUCGUAGUGUUGAAGAUGUAACAACACGUUACAAAGGAGUGAAAGAAAUGAAAUAUAAAUUUUUCAAUGGGCGUUUCGUGUAGCGGCUAGAUAAUCGAAGAUUAAUCACUUGUAUUAAAUGGCACCAAUAUCUUAUAAGAAUAUGCCUAGUACUUUAAUAAGUGUUAAAAGGAUAUUUAAUAAUAAUCUCACUUUAUGUUAUUAUUGUUCAAAUAUUUGGAUUCUACAAAAAAAACUGUUCAAUCUCUUCCUAAUAUUCCAUUUGUUGAGAAAUAACAUAUCUAUUUAGCAAUUUAUCUACAUAUUGUUACCUUGAUCCGAAAUUCAAUGUAAUGUUAACAAAUUACAAUAUUUUCAUAAAUGGUAUAUUCCCAUGAAAAUGUUAGGUUUAUAUACUACACAAUAAAAUUUUAAUAUAAUGGUUAAUAAUAUUUAUAAGGGAUUCGAGAUGUUCGACUUUAAGGCUUAAGGUGUGUUAAAUAACGAAUUAAAGGAAUUUUGUUCUCCAAA
Molecule: messenger RNA, 3120 nt
Organism: Pieris napi
Lineage: Eukaryota; Metazoa; Arthropoda; Insecta; Lepidoptera; Pieridae
Product: uridine phosphorylase 1
Exons: 9
Coding region: 155-1300 (381 amino acids)
Biological process (GO): uridine catabolic process; nucleotide catabolic process
Cellular component (GO): cytoplasm; cytosol
Molecular function (GO): uridine phosphorylase activity
Source: RefSeq, a predicted model, not a curated record